AUGCAGGAUCAACGCAGGUCAGGGGAGACGAUGAGCAGUAUGGAAGAAGGAGGAAUUGGUGCGAAAGAGUUCGAUUACACCACCUACUACAAUGUGCCCGAAUGUCCUGUCUUCCGCCCGACAGCAAGAGAGUUUCAAAAUCCUUCCAAGUACAUUGAGUCCAUUGCCGACAAAGUUCGACCCUUUGGAAUUUGCAAGAUUGUUCCGCCAGAGUCCUGGAAGCCUCCCUUCAUGCUCAACAGGAAGACCUUCUCCUUUCGGACAAGAGUACAACACGUGAACUACCUCGACGGUCAGGCUCGGCAGCGGCUCAUCUUUGUUGAGAACCUCUGCCGCUACAUGUCUCGCAUCGGACGGCCGCUAGAGAGGCUGCCGACUGUGGGAAGUGCCACCCUGGAUGUCUGCAGGCUGUUCCGAGAAGUGGUCAGCAGGAAGGGGAUGGUGGCUGUGACGGGAGGGAAGCUGUGGUCCGAGGUAGCACGCGCCAUGGGCUUCGAAGCUCCGUUCGGAGCUGCGCUCAAGAUGCAUUACGGGAGGAUACUGUUUGAGUAUGAGAAGUACAAGCACCCGGAGCUCAACGAGGUGAAACAGGAAGAGAUCGCAGAGGAGGCGAUGGAAGGGCAUGAGGGAGAGGAGGCUAAGGCAAGUGAGGAGCAGAAGAAGAAGAGGAGGAAGAGGAAGGUGGAGGCCGACUCGAGUUCUCCCGUGCGCAUCACGCGGGGAAGGAAGGCGGAGGAAGAGAGCUCGUCGGUCAAUGGCAAAGAGGCCGAUCCGACGAGGAUGGAGGGAGGAGCAGCUGCGGGUGAAGAGGAGGAGCAGAGGGAUGGGGGAUGCGCCAAGAUAACAGCAGCAUCUGAUCCCGUCGUAAAAGUGGAGGAGGAGGAGGAGGAGGAGGCAGUUGAGAAGGUUGCAGAGCCUCGGACGCCUGAAGACUCUCAAGUGAAGCAGGAGGAAGACAAGGAUGAAGAGAUUUUGAUACAGGAGAAGAAGGAGAAGCAGGAGGAGAAAGAGAUUGAGACUGCGAGAGGAGGGAAGCAAGAGGAGGCUGGAGCGGCCAUGGAGAUGGACACAGAGAAGAAGAAGGGAAACGACUCCGAGGAUGAGGAUGCGGAAGACUACGAGUUUGGUUACCAUGACGGGAACGUGUACAGCCUGCAAGGCUACAAGAAGAUGGCGGACAGCUGGAAGGAGACGUUCUUCGAGAGAAGCAUCAAGUCGAUCACGCAAGAUGAGACCGAGAGGAUGUACUGGAGGGUCCUUGACCAUCCUGAGACGGCGGUGGAGGUCGAGUACGGCAGUGAGCUACACACCACCAUCCACGGCAGCGCCUUUCCGACAGCAGGGAACCCAAGGAACCCGCUGGACAACACGAGCGCCAACUCAGCCUACAGCAGGUCAGCGUGGAACCUCAACAACCUCAACAGCUGUACGCUGCUGAGCUAUGUCAAGGAGGACAUCCCUGGUGUGAUAUCUCCUUGGAUCUAUGCUGGCAUGUGCUUCUCUACUUUCUGCUGGCACAAUGAAGACCACUACCUCUACAGCAUCAACUACCUCUGGGAGGGAGAGCCGAAGCAGUGGUACGGCGUCUCCGGCGAGGAGGCGGAUGCGUUCGAGCAGGCGGCGCGGGAGUAUGCGCCCGAGCUGUUCCUGCAGGAACCCGACGUGCUCUUCCGGCUGGUGACAAUGAUUCCUCCCUCCUACCUGAAGCAGAAGGGCGUCAACGUCUUCCGCGCGCGGCAGGAGGCAGGAGAGUUCAUGCUCACGUUCCCUCGCGCCUACCACGGAGGCUUCAACAUGGGCUACAACCUCGCCGAGUCCUGCAACUUCGCCCUCACCGACUGGAUCCCCUGGGGAUGUAUGAGUGACUUUCGGUACCGCGAGCUCGCGCGGCCCCAGGUGUUUUCCACCUGCGCCUUCCUCGUCUCCCUCGCCCAGGACUGCAAGACGGUCGCGGCGUCGGUGUGGGCGCAUCCCGAGCUGACUCGAUACUUCCGCACGGAGAAGGCAAGGGCUCUCCUCCUCCUCUCUCAGGGACUGAGCAGCAGGAGGACGAUGGAGCAUCACGAGUUCGGGGGCAUCCUGACCAACGUGCUGCACGGGAAGGCAGGAGGGGGAGGGAGUUUCUUCGAGGGGAAGCGAGUUUGCAACGGGAGGGUGAAGAGGCUGAACCUGAGCAUGCAAGAGUUCCGCCGCAGGCGGGACGAGGCGCAGCGAGACGAGUGCUUCCACUGCAAGGGCAGCACGUUCCUCUUUCAAGUCCGCUGCUCCUGCGGGAAGAAGGAGGUCAGCUGCGUGUGGCAUGCGGACAGCCUGUGCGAGUGUGCGCUGUCCAAGAGGAUACUGGAGGAGAGGUUCUCGGAGGAGGAGAUGAAGGACCUUCUGGCAGAGGAGAAGGCUCGCGCCGACGCCCCCAAGGAGUGGAGCAUCCGCUCUGCAGCAGCAGCUGGUGGAGGGCGAGACGAUGGUCAGAACGAGCCCUCUGAUCCAGCUGAAGAUGGCGGAGCUGAGAAGCGUCGUCGAUGCCUGCAAGCAGUGGAGCUCGAAGGCGCAGAAGUGCUCGCGGGGCUAGUCGGAGAGUUUGCCGGGCUCGGCUUCACCUCGUCGGAGCACAAGAAGCUCGUAGGGAAGCUCGAGCUGGUUCGCUGGAGGAAGCGACUUCCUCCCCUCCCAGGAGCGAGCGGCUGCCUCGGCCAUGCCCUUGUGACGCUGCAUGCAGGUCGGAUCACCAUGAAGGAGCUGAAGGAGCUGCUGGCGGUGGCGGAGGAGAAGAAGAUCGCGUGCGAGGAGCUGAACAAACUUCGAGACUCGCUGGCACGCGCGUCGCUGCUGCUGUCGAAGAUUGUCAAGGCAAGGAGCAAGCGAUCGAACAUGCAGAGCCUGCGGGCGAUCCUAGAGGAGGCGAGGAAGGAGGAGGAAGAGGAGGAUAUCAAAGUCGAGAUCGAAGAAGUGAAGGAGCUCAGGACAGACCUCGAACAGUGCGACUUGUGGGUCAAGAAGAUACGAAGUUUCUCUUUCUGCCGGGGAGGAGGAGGAGGAGGAGGAGGAGGAGAGCAGCAUCCGGAGAAACCGACCUUGUCAGAGCUUGAAGGUCUACAGAAUCUGUAUUAUGGUCUCAACAUCUUCGUGGAUGCUUUCGAUAUCAUCCGAGCUCCGAUACAAGAGGGACAAGAAGAGACACUGCGGGUGACGGUGGACGAGGCAGCAGCGCUGAGGAGCAAGGUUGAAGAGUAUCAGCGAUGGUGGGAGGUAACCAAUCCGCUGGUGGAGAGAGCGAUGAAGGACGAGACGGUUCCGGACGCCCUUGCGCUACAGCAGGAGCUGCGUGCCGCGCACGAGACGCUGUCGUCACUCGGAAUGCGAGGAAGGGAGCUGGAGCUUGAGGAGGAUACGCUUUUCUCGGAGACGAGGAGGAGGAUCCUGUCGAGCCUGCCUGCGGCCUGCGUGUGCGGGAAACUUGUGAAGGAGGAAGAAGCGAUGCGAUGCGCCGAAUGCUCCCACAAAGCAGGAGGAGCUUUCAAGCCCUGUACCUCCGGAGACUGGGUUCACCUGUGCUGCGCCAAGAGGGCCGAGGGAGUUCUCUUUGUGGACGAGGAGAGGAAGGAGCCGGUGGCUGGCGUUCCUCCACCAGCGGUGCCUAGGAAGGGCGUCAAGUGCAGCAUGUGCAAGCUUGCAGCAGGACAACUUGUGACAUGCUCCGUGAGCGGCUGCCGGAUCAAGUUCCACCUCUACUGCGCUCUCUCCUGUCGCCUGCGGGAGAGGAGGAAGGGGUUCGCGUGCUGGAAGCACUCGAGCGAGGAGGAGGAGGUCUACUGCAUCUGCCGGCAGGGGUAUGAAGAAGGAGAGUUUAUGAUUGAGUGCGAUCACUGCAAAGAAUGGUUCCACGGGUCCUGUGUCGGUGUGGAGGAGGAAGCUGCGGAGGAAUGGGAAACUUGGACGUGCGAUAAGUGUCGAGCUACUGCUGAACCCGACGAACUUGCAUGA
Messenger RNA from Guillardia theta CCMP2712, 3981 nucleotides. RefSeq lists its product as hypothetical. Gene Ontology annotation, biological process: chromatin remodeling. The record is from RefSeq and is a predicted model, not a curated record. Gene Ontology annotation, molecular function: DNA binding; histone demethylase activity. Lineage: Eukaryota; Cryptophyceae; Pyrenomonadales; Geminigeraceae. Bases 1 to 3981 code for a protein of 1326 amino acids. Gene Ontology annotation, cellular component: nucleus. The transcript is spliced from 16 exons.